Molecule: messenger RNA, 4335 nt
Organism: Nematostella vectensis (starlet sea anemone)
Lineage: Eukaryota; Metazoa; Cnidaria; Anthozoa; Actiniaria; Edwardsiidae
Product: melanopsin
Exons: 2
Coding region: 1731-2819 (362 amino acids)
Biological process (GO): G protein-coupled receptor signaling pathway
Cellular component (GO): membrane
Molecular function (GO): G protein-coupled receptor activity
Source: RefSeq, a predicted model, not a curated record
ACGCUUGCAAAAGCAAACGCGUACGGAAAACUCCCAAUGCAAGGCCUUGGUCUCUAGCCGCACCCCUAUCUCCCAUCCGGGCUUAUAAUCCUGGUCUUGAAAUGUCAGCUUUUAUAGCCGCUUUAAGAGAGCUUAUUGCUUGCUCCACAAUGUUCAAAAAGGGGCUGUAGGGUGGUAGCAUUUUCAGCUCUGUAUUGGGCCCGGGUAUCGCAGGGUUGCGAUGUGGUGGCGGUCCAUCUCAAAUAAAUAUCACCCUCUCGUCUGGGUCGAGGUUAAGUCUAGCCUGCGUAAGAAAGUCACUGAACCGCUGUACGUUCAUGCCACCAAUAAUUGCCGAGUGGAAUACAAGACCAUUGAUUGGUGAUAUUGCCAUUGUUACGGUAAUGUUCCUCCCACGCUGCCCGCUAUAGGCUCGCUCUCCUUGUCUCGCCCUCCCGUGACUUCUUGCGGUCCAGAUAUUGUAGCCGCAUUCAUCUACAAAGACCGAAUGAUGCACGACACCACGGUUCAUGAACCAGUUGCCGUAGUCUACUCUCUUCUGUAGAAUGUCAGGUCUGUUCCUUUCCGCUUGGAGGGGCCUUGCCAGCUUUACACGGAACAACAUUCCAUCUAGCGUUCUCGCUACCGUGCGGUCGUGAAUCCUUGGUUUCAAAGGCAGUCACCUUCUUAGUUCUUGAUUGAUACGGCUAAGAGUAAGAAGGCAGUUGUCGUUGAUGAUAUCGUUUAGGCAGUCUCUCAUCUCGUCAUCUACUCUUACGUUAUUUCUUCCACCUCGUGGUCUUUCUUCAAUUCUCCCUUCUCGUAUGUAUCUAGCAACGAUACCACGGGCUGUGGAAGGGUUGACCCCCAAUGUGUCCGCCACCAGGAGAUAAUCUUCCUCUUCAUCUUCGAAUGACCGUAUAAUUCACUCGAGGUGCUCAAAGGGGAUUCUAAUUUUUGGAGGCAUUGCAACGGUACUGGACAAUGGCACGAACUGUACAGUAUUGCCGAAUAGAAAAAAACUGUACAAUGUUGUCUACAUUUAUACCGUUAUUUGGAAAGGGUUGCAUAACCUUUUGUCCGAAUGCGAAAGCUUAUAAAAUAUCUAAUUUGGUAAAAAAAAAAAACACUCAAAUUUUCUAUUGUUUUAUUGAAAAAAGAUUUUUUUUGGUUAAUGAAUGCAAAGAACGUCUAAAUGUUUGUAUAAUCGCACUAAUUUAUGUCAUGUCCGUAUAAAUGGUUGUCUAUAAAUUCAAUUGAAUUCACUCUUUUUGUUAAAGAUGUCAAUAAACACUUAUAAAUAUAAGUCUAUAGAUUUUUUGUUAAUGAUCGAAUAAACACGCAAAUUAAAGUACAAUUUUCGCCUUUGAAACGAAAGGCGCGAAUGACUGUCGAUCUUUGCGAUUGAAUGUUACUGACGAUGUAAAUAUCGCUAAUGAAAAUUGUGUUCACUCAAAUGAGCGCUUUAUGACGAAAAUGAAUGUAUAUUCGCCUUAUUGAUCGUAAAUUGCCGCAAAUGAAUGCAGAUUUCCUGGUAAUGAACAGCAAAAGGUUUAGGUCGCUAUACUGAAAUUAUCUCAUUUCCAUUUGAUUUCUUGCGGCACUAAGACUCGUUAAAGGGUAUAACUAGAACGACUACAGACAAGCUGUAGAAAAAAACUAGAUGGUAUUCGUAGGCGUGUUGUAGACAAGGUUAUAAAUCAACACAAGGUUGAAAGAUUUUCAGAGAGAGUGAGCAUAGCUCCGCCAGCAUGGAAUUGUUCACCUCGUACCACGCCAUCACGGUUAUGUACAGCCUGCUGGCUGCCGGCGCCUUCGUGCUGAACGGGAUUGUCCUCAUCAUCUUCCUCGCCACCAGGUCGUUACGCACCAUCCCCAACAUGAUCCUCUUAAGCAUGGCCUGGGCAGACUGGUUAAUGGCGUGCCUAGCUGAUGCUGUCGGCGCCUAUGCAAAUGCCAACAACUGGCCUUCCAUGGUAGGAGGGCUGUGCGUGUACUAUGGAUUCAUCACCACGGCACUCGGGCUGACCUCCAUGAUUCAUCUGACAGCACUUUCUGUGGAACGCUUUGUGACGGUAACCAUCCCCAUGGUGAGGCCAAUUACCGAGACGCAAAUGCUACUCGUCGUUACAUUCCUUUGGGCGUUCUCCUUCCUCUGGGCUAUUUUCCCACUUGUCGGAUGGUCCUCUUACGGCCCAGAGCCAGGAUACGCGGCCUGUUCCAUCGCCUGGUACCGCCAAGACCUAAACAACAUGUCGUACAUCCUUUGCCUGUUCAUGUUCUUCUUCUUCCUACCCAUCGUCAUCAUGAUCGCUUGCUUCUCCUCGAUCUAUUUUACCGUCAGGAAGUUGACCAGGGACUCCAUGAGAAGAUGGGGAGCCAGCAGCGACUCCACGCAACAGACGCUGGCGGCUGAAAGGAAGACGGCUUGGAUGUCAUUCAUCAUGGUGUUGGCAUUCCUGUUUGCCUGGGUGCCAUACGCUGUAGUGUCCCUCUACGCGAGCUUUGGAGGCGUGACGACCAUUCCCAAGUUGAUGAGCACUCUCCCGGCCAUGUUAGCCAAGACUUCCGCUUGUUAUAACCCCAUCAUCUACUUCUUCAUGUACAGCAAGUUCCGCAAGGCUUUUCAACGGUUCUUCUUCAAAAACGUGAUCAGGCCUUCUCAGACAGGUGGCUCGAGCACAAUCAACUCGGCGUCUGUCAUUCCGACGUCCUUCCCAAGAGCUUCGUAUGCUGCGAGGUCUUCAAGUGCGCUACCAUCAUCAACCGCAUCGCAUUCUUUACCAGGAGCCGUGAAUGAGCUGAAUGUGGAAUAUUUAAAGACGAACAGUGCCAACUAACAACGUCCGCGAUGACAGCAAGGACUGGAAACCAGGUUAUUCUAAAUAAGGGAUCCAAAAUGAUGACCCUUCAUUGUAGGAGUGAAUACAGGCAGUACGCAGUACGUUCUAAUAGAAAAAUAAUGGAAAAAAGAUCAUAUAAUGUUACAGAAAGCUCUAACACGAGUUUCAGACAGUAACGAAAAUUAGCUUUUUGUGGCUAAAGCAAAUAAUGCUAUGAUAAUGGCAAAAAAAAAACUACUCAAACCAUCCCGAUUGAGAAUAUAGUACCGUUGGAAAGGCAGGUGGCUACUCUAUCACAUACAUACUGUAUAUAAAAAAUGCUUGUUGCAUACUUUUUUCAUGGAGUUUAGCAAUGUUUACAUUUUAAAAGGCAGAGAGCGCACGGCUCAUAAAAUACGAUGUCCUAUACACGAGACGAAAAUAUGAUCACUGUUUGUCCGAAAAAAAUAUGGGUCCUUUAGCAUUUCACCUAGGUUUUGAGGAUCGAGUAUCAUUGAAAUUAUCUGUGAUCUAUACGAAUACCCGAAGGACCCAACUUUGAGCAAGGUAGCAAGCAUUUAGUGCGAGGUAGAAUUGCUGUUACCCACACCAAAAUGGUGCCGUGUUUUUGUCAUGCAAUACGAUGAAAUGAAAUGGUUAGAAAAAAUAAAACUGUUCAAAGGGUCUUUAUUUCAUUUACGACUAGUCUGAAAAAUAUGCAUAUUGAAUGCUUUAUAUUAAUAUUUGGUUAGAGCACUGAGAAAACAAAGACGAAAAAAAGGAUUUAGCGAUUAUUACAUCUCUAGUGAGACGGAACAAAAUAUGAUGUUUAGCUACACAGCAAAAAUGUCAAAGCAAAUUAUAUCACUGUUUGUGCAAAAAAAAUGUGGGUCCUUUAGCAUUUCAUCAAGGUUUUGGGGGUUAUACAUUAUCUAAUUUAUAUGUAAGCUAAUAUAUAGAUAUCUAAAGGACCCAUCUUUCAGCGAGAUAAUCAGCAUUUCGUACAACAAGUUUAGUAAACUAUGAUAGCGGCAAUGACACCAUGUUGGGACAUGUAAUGCAAAGUAAAUGGCUUCAAAAUUGCAGAAUCAUUUAAAAUAUCAAUAAGUGGCUACUUUAAAAUGCAAGCAGGAUAUACGUUUAAUAUUUGUAUAAGGUUAUAUUUACAUUUCAAGCCAGCAACCAAGAGGAAAAGCACUUUAUUUUCACGUCUAAUAAAGGUUAAGACGCCGCAUGUAGCCAAAAUUGUUUCCUCCCACAAAAAUACACGCGGGCUCUCGUAGUUCACCUUAUAUGGUGAUCAUUUCGCGCCAACUCGAGCUUUAUCCGUGAGGGGUCUGGGCAAGUAGGUGUUUUAGAGACUGGUAUAUUCAAAAGGCUGUAAAAAAUCGGGGAUUAUGGGAAAUCGGGGCUUUUAGUAAUUAAGAAUUUUCUAUCAUAGGAGAUAUUAGAUGUCGAUGGAUGAACCGUUUUGGAGGAUAUUCCUUCAGAUGCACUUUGAAUUUGUGUCGGAAUAAAGAAAAAAAACUUGAAA